AUUACCACUUGGUUUAUGGUAGUUUGACUGAUUGUGAUUUUGUUGAUUACGCACUACUAAAAAGUAAAAUCAGGAUAAGGGCCAUUAGAUAGGACCUGCUGUCCUGUACAUGUACAUGGUGCUGUGGUACUGUUAACUUUGCUCCAACACACACAUCUUAAUUUUAUAGUGUUUUUUGGCAACAUGUAAACCUUUUAAAAUCCAAAGAAGUCAAUGGACACGCUAUCAAGCUCCAUUAUUUCUGCAGUAAGUGAAUGAAAGGUGGCUGUAUAGUGCAAAUUUUUUAAAAAAUUACCUCCAAAUCCCGUCUGCCUCAUUUUAAAGCUCACCCUGCUAUUGACUUGUGGGUAAUAGAUUCUGAAACCAAUCACAGGAGGUUUUAAUUAGUAUCUCUCCAUCGCAGCUGGUAGACCUACAGGUGAACUGCUCCUGGCUGCAAACAUCAUUCAGAUCCUCACGCUCUGUUUUCUCUCUUUUACACCACCUAACUGUUAUAUGGAGCCAUUAACAAAAGUGGACGAGCCAUUUCCUACACCUCCACCGUAUUUCUUACCAGACUCUGGGCAAGAUGCGAGGACCUACCAUAUUCACUCACCUUUCAGCCCUGCACCACCUCCUCCUUCCUUCUCCUUUUCUCCUGGACUUGGCUGCUCCACCCAAACUUACUCACCUCCAGUGUCUGCUCUCCCUCCGCUUACUCCCAGGCCGAAGUUUGUGAGCUAUGAACCGGAGCUGUAUCGCUCUCCAGCUCUGACAACAUGCCCUGCUUGUCAGACUCAGGUCACCACCCAGGUCACCUACCAAGUCGGGACUCACGCGUGGCUCAUGUGUUUUGUGUUUGUGUUAUGCGGGUUGCUGCUUGGAUGCUGCCUGAUUCCACUAUUUGUGAACUAUUUCAAGGAUGUCCAUCACACUUGUCCUCGCUGUCGACAUGUCCUCUACAUACGCAAGAAGACAUGCUGUGAAUGAAAACACGCAAGCUUACAGCCGUAACACCAUAACAUAAGUUUAAACUGAUUAUUGCAGUACAAUGUAUCUAUACCUGUCUCAAAGUUGGUCAGGAUAACUUAAAAUAUAUAGAUGUAUAUGUUUAAAUGUAUAAUAAUAUAUAAGAGAAGAUGUGUUAGUUUCUGUCAUGUUGAAUUUAGAGGGUUUUAACUACAUUUUAAUCAGAUUUUGUAACAAAUCUUAUCAAAUAAAUGUUUUUUGUGACAAUUUUUUUAAUUUUCUGUCCUAUCGAAGAAGAGCACACAACAGGAAUAUAUUCUACAUUUGGAUAUGAGCAGAUUGUGCUCAUCAGAAAUUUAUCGCAAACAAAUAAUGCAAACUCAAUUAGCAUUUAGUUGAACUUACUUAGCUUUUUUUAUCCACAAAUGAAUACCAUGAGAUAUAGUUGAAAGCUGUAGGAAAAGCUAGUAAGUGGACUUUGAGUUAUGCUGUAUGUCAUCCCUUCUCUCUCUCCCUCUUUCCUGUCCCUCUCUCAAGCUGUCGGAUCAUACAUAAAGGAAUA
Messenger RNA from Dicentrarchus labrax (European seabass), 1510 nucleotides. RefSeq names its product cell death-inducing p53-target protein 1-like. NCBI's taxonomy places the organism in Eukaryota, Metazoa, Chordata, Actinopteri, Moronidae. Gene Ontology annotation, molecular function: zinc ion binding. The record is from RefSeq and is a predicted model, not a curated record. The coding region runs from base 496 to 969 and encodes 157 amino acids. The transcript has 4 exons.